Zingiber officinale is the source of this 1909-nucleotide messenger RNA. Its product is annotated as IQ domain-containing protein IQM1-like. The transcript is spliced from 10 exons. Gene Ontology annotation, molecular function: protein binding. The record is from RefSeq and is a predicted model, not a curated record. NCBI's taxonomy places the organism in Eukaryota, Viridiplantae, Streptophyta, Magnoliopsida, Zingiberales, Zingiberaceae. The coding region runs from base 176 to 1606 and encodes 476 amino acids.
CCAAUCUCUUUCCAACAAUAUAAGAAGACUUGUAGAGCAGUUGGGCCAAUGUCGUCUACUGUCCUUUUCUGCCAUUAAUAUAAAUACUAAGGAGGAGGGUUGCUCGAUUAGAUUUAUCUUGCUUCUGCGGCUUGCAAGAGUGGAAGUAGCGAAUUGAAGAGUUCCAGGAGGCGAGAUGGUUUCCAGCCCACUGAGCAAGGCAGUUCUUCAGAAGUCACUGAGCUUUAAGAAUUGGGAACCUCAAGAGCAAGCCAGCAACAAUGAAGUUGCAGCAUCGCAUCCAUCUCGCAUCAAGACCCCUGUCAACUUUGUGGUUCCCCGUGUGAAGCUCCCUCAGCCGGCUUCCUCGUUCACAUCCCCGAGGAUUUUGAGCGAGCUAGAUGACGCCGCCACCACCCUGCAGAAGGUCUACAAGGGAUACCGAACCCGGAGAAACUUGGCGGAUUGCGCGGUCGUAGUGGAGGAACUCUGGUGGAAGGCACUGGAUUUCGCAUCACUUAAGCGCACUUCUGUCUCCUUCUUUCACGAGGAGAAGCAAGAAACAGCAGUCUCUAAAUGGUCGAGGGCCAAGAACAGAUUAGCUAGGGUCGGUAAGGGUUUAUCCAAAGACGAAAAGGCCCAGAAACUGGCAUUGCAGCACUGGCUAGAAGCUAUCGAUCCCCGGCAUCGGUAUGGUCACAAUCUGCAUCUGUACUACGAUGUUUGGUUUGCCUGUGAAAGCUCCCAGCCAUUCUUCUACUGGUUGGAUGUUGGAGAUGGAAGAGAAGUGAACCUCGAAAAGUGCCUGAGAAGCAAGCUUCAAAAGCAGUUGAUUACCUACCUUGGUCCAAAAGAGAGAGAAGCUUAUGAAGUCAUUGCGGACAAGGGGAAGCUUCUGUAUAAACAAAGUCAGGAGCUUCUGAGUACUACUGAAGGAUCCAAGUGGAUAUUCGUUCUCAGCACCUCGAGGACAUUAUACGUCGGGCGAAAGAACAAAGGCACAUUUCAGCACUCUAGUUUCUUGGCUGGAGGAGCUACAUCAGCUGCUGGUAGGAUGGUUGCAAAGGAAGGCAUACUAAAGGCUAUAUGGCCAUACAGUGGGCAUUACCUCCCUACAGAAUACCACUUCAAGGAAUUCAUUAGUUUCCUUGAGGACAACCAUGUAGACCUCACUGAUGUCAAGAGGUGUGCCGUCGACGACGACGAGUACCCCACGCAGGAUAAGAAUGGUGUUGAAAUAGCAGUGGCAGUGACUGAGGUUGUGAAUGAGAUGGCUAAUGAUAGGAAUGAAGUGGAGAGCAAAGAAGUUGAACAGCCUUCAGAGCAAAACAAUGCAAGGGAGGGAAGUGAGGAAGUGGUUUUCGAGAUCGGAAAGCCUUUGUCGUUCAAAUGGUCGACCGGCACCGGUGCUCGUAUUAGCUGUGUCUGUGACUACUCUGCCGAUCUCCGGUCCAAGGCCCUCGAGCAAGUCAACCUCUCUCCCAGGGUGGUUCCUUCACCCAUUUGGAACAAAUUUCCAAUUCCUUCUCCAAGGCCAAGCCCCAAAGUUAGGCUGUCACCGAGGUUUCAGUACAUGGGCAUUCCUACUCCCACUACCGUCUCUCCUGUCAUUGCCCUGAUGCAGUGAAGCCGUGCAAUAUCAGUGACACUAAUGGAGAAUGAACUCGAUAAUUCUUUUGUUUGGGAUUGUGUAGAUUGGUUGUUUGAUCGAGAUGAAGGAUUUGCUUUCCCUGAUCUUCUUUUUGCUUUACCUUCGACUCACCAUCGAGUUGUAGGAUUCUGAAGUGAGGUGUUUCUUUCUCUAAUCCCUCAGCUUGUGUAAUAGAAAGAACUUUUUUUCAUGGAAGAGAAUCCUUUUUCAUGAAAUUAGAUUGGUAUUUGAAGUAAUUUGAAAAAUAUUCCACAAUCUAUUGGAUUGUUGCUUGUUCGA